Molecule: messenger RNA, 747 nt
Organism: Aspergillus alliaceus
Lineage: Eukaryota; Fungi; Ascomycota; Eurotiomycetes; Eurotiales; Aspergillaceae
Exons: 3
Coding region: 1-747 (248 amino acids)
Source: RefSeq, a predicted model, not a curated record
AUGCCACGUAAGAAAGAUGAAAUGCCCUGGUGGACGGCCCUGCCAAGCUUGUUCGCAACUGAGCUGCGAGGACGAAUGUACCUAUCCCAAACGUGGGUCGUUGUUCUUCUCCAACAUGUCAUUAAACAGGGCCGAGCUACUCCGAUUGCUGCCAAACUUUACGAGGCAGAUGGACAUCAACAGCUCUUCCUCAAAGAUGAGAGCGAACGGUUCGGCACAUCCCUGGCCUCAUUCAAGGCGCUCGGAGCACCAUACGCGAUCUACAAACUCUUAGUUGACGAAAUCUUCUCGCAGAUUGGUGUACUACCUACAUCCUGUGAACUGCGCACCGACAAAUACCGUUACAUCACCCAAAGUGUCACAAUCUUCGGUUGUCGAUUUAUCGACUAUAUUCACAACCAUGUGAGCGUUGGACGUGCUAGUUGGAUGAAGGGGUUAGGGCUUGCUGUGAUUCAUGCCAACGGCAAAUACGAAGCGUCUGUGGAGAGAGCCAAGGCAGAUGCUCGCAUGAAUGGCUGGCAUUUUGUCAGUAGUACCUCUUGGAGUGAUUUUGAUAGUGGUAUUCCACAAGACGUUAUGAAUGCCUACGUGGCGGUGGUCGAAGAGGCACUCAACAGGCUCCCAGCUGUAAAUGAGAUCACCCAUGUCUCGUCUGCGGCCGUGUUGGAAGCAUUGCUGCAGCAAUUUUCCUUGGGUUCUUCAUGCGGAUUCAAGAGCUACAGAAGAACCGGAAAUGCAUAUCAAUGA